Messenger RNA from Peromyscus californicus insignis, 7645 nucleotides. It is a transcript of the gene Ezhip, whose product is annotated as EZH inhibitory protein. The transcript has a single exon. NCBI's taxonomy places the organism in Eukaryota, Metazoa, Chordata, Mammalia, Rodentia, Cricetidae. The coding region runs from base 6352 to 7464 and encodes 370 amino acids. The record is from RefSeq and is a predicted model, not a curated record.
UCCACGGACAAGUGGACUCACUCUCUUGCUUAUCCACUUUUAGCCUCCAGUGAUUUUGCACAUUUAGCAUUUAAAUGUUCAGUGUUAUGUCUUUUGAAGUGGUUUAACCUGCAAUCUCAGUUCUUUGAUGCGUUUUUUUAAAAAACCAUUUGUCACGUUUGCCCAGAGUUGCCUUCUAGGAAGGCAGCGUUUGCUUGUGUGCUUGCGCGCGCGUGCGUGGAUUUUCAACUUCUUUACUUGAGGGAGCUGAAACCAGAAGUGGCCAUUUUUACAGUAUGAUACAGUCAGUCUAAGUCUGUGGUUUGGAAAUGCAUGAUAAACAAACAGCUGAGAAAACUGGGAGGGGAGAGUUUAAAGGAGUUGCAGAGAUUGUGGGAAGGCUAUGGAUUUAGAAUCAAAUGAUUUUGUUUAUUUAAAGGUUUUAUUACUGUUUAGUUUUUAAAAUCAUGUAAGCAAUUUUGAGAAAAUAAAGGAUAAGUGUUUCAAUUUCUGUAGAAAUAAUCUGUAAAAGUUUUACAUAGAAAAUAUGUACAAAUUCUAACAUCAUGGUCAUGCUAGGUUAGAAACAGGGAAGUUGGCCUUUCAACAAUGUCAAAAUUCGAUGGAUAACAAAAUUUAAAAAAUAUGUCAAGUUAAUUGGCUUUAGUUACUAAGGACUAGUGAUUUCAAUCUAUAGUUGUAGGCAUAUUUUCAGAUCACACAUUGUAAUUCACACAAUGAAAUUGUGCAUGUAUAUGUAUAUAUAUACAUGGAUGUGUAUAUGUGCUACAGAAUGGCUAAGAAAAGGCUAAAGAGCAGUAUUGAAGACAGGCAGAGAGCUUUAUUAAUAAAGGGUAAGGAAAAAUGUCUUUAGGUGCCAGGUAAGAAGUUUUAGGAACAAAUUGCAUGAUAGUGUGUUCUGGGCGCAGAAUUGUCCGAUUCCAGUGGCAGGCCAGUUUGAAUGUCAAUUAGAAAUGGGCUGUAUGUCAAUGGCAGGAGAAACUGCACUUGAUCUGGAGACUUGGAUGGAGGUCCUUUGCUGUGGCAGUUUUUCUGGCUGGGGCCCAUGGCUAGUGACCAGUUGAUAGGUCUGUGUAAGUGCCAUGGCCUUGCACGGGCGUGCUCCUUCUUAGGCAAUGCAAAUGGACUAUAUUAUUUGUUGGUCUUGUGUGUUUGAUAGGCUCUGGAGGCUGAUGUUGCUGAUAUGGUUUUGCUAUGUCUGUCUGUCCAUGUGUUCCUGACUUGACUUGAUGGGUUCACAGGUAGUUAUAACUUACUUAUACAAAUAAGUUAAUUAUCAGACUGUACCUUAUGAUUUGUGCUGGGCAGAUGAAUAUCAUUUAAUUGCAUAAAGGAGAUGAAGAGUCAUUCUACUUUGACAUUUGACCUCACAGUUGAGCAAACUAUUGUUUUAUAAAAUAAAAUUCCCCAGGGCAAGGCACGGCCUGAAAGUUAGCUUAAAAUAUAAUGUGGAAUAACUUAGCUCAGGGCACCACCUGAUCUCCAACAAGUAAGGGCAUUUUUAAUAGAUUUAAAUAAAUGUUCCAACAUAUAUACAGUUAAUACCUCUCAUUUGUGGAUUUUAACCAAUAUUUAUAAAACAGAAUCUGUUUUACUCUAAUCCCAUUAUAUUUGCACAUUAAUUGACUUAAUGUAUAGGAUUACUGGGUUAUAGAAAAUGCAUAAGUUCUGCUUAAAUACAUAUGGCCAAAUAGUUUUUGAAAGUAGAGGUACCAGCAUACAUUGUCAAAGUUUUAGUUCCUCUAAUACCCUCUUUCAUGCUCGAGGAUGGUAGUCACUUUGGGUUUUCCUUAUAGAUGCUUACUGCUACCUCACUAUGAUUUUAAUUUGUAGCAGAAGUUUUGAGCCAAAUUUUAUUUACAAGUCCAUUGAAUAUCAUAUUUUGUGAAGUAUCUGUUGGAAUUAUUGUGCUAAUGUUUAACUCCAUUCUUCUCGUGUUCUUUGUUUAUUGUGUGUGCUUGGUCAAUGCUUUUCUUAAUCAUUAAUGAUAUUGUGUCCUAUCUAAUGUUUCAGAUAUUUUAUUUUGUGGAAUUUAUUUUUGUGUAUGGCUUGGGUUAGAGGCCACAUUUAUGCUUUCUCUAUGGCUUGCUGACCAAUCGGUCCCGCUCUGCUGACUUAUGGUCUCCUCCCUCCCAGGCGUGGUACUGCUGGUUUUGCGGUGGGCUGAUGCCCUAGAUGUGUCUUGUUUGUGAAUUCUGUUUUUUCCCUGUGUUCUUUGGUUUGUCUAUUUCUAUGGUUUUAUCUGAAUAAAAAAAUACCUGUCUUUAUUCCUGUAAAAAAAAAAACCUAUUUGUAUACACAAAUUACAGUAAAAGUCCUUCAGAUUUCUUAUUCUGGGAUGACUUUAGCUGAUCUUGAGUUUUUGAUAGACAUGUAUAUUUUAGAAUAAGUUUCCCAAUUUCUGCUGACAAACAGUCUCUUGAGGUUUUUAUUGUGUGUGAGUCCAUUGAGCUGUAUAUAAUUCUGGUGAGAAUUUUUCUUUAAAUUUUGUGAUAUCAUUCUUCUCAUCAGCAGUCAUCAGGUAAUGAAAGUGUGAGUGACAGACAGCCCUAUAUUGUUGAUACACUGAAUUGUGGGGGUUGGGAAAAAUUUAAUGGCAUAGAGUACUACAUAAUAAAGAAAAGUUAAUUCAAUAUCAAACACAUAAUGAGUUUGAGGUAUUUUUGGCAGAGUUCACCUGUGUAGCAUCACACAACUUCCUUUUAGCCUUGGUUCCAAACAUAGCAGGCAUAUACUUUGCAUCACAUAGUGGGAUCAUUGGUACCUGGAAGACCUCAACUCAGACUGUUGUUUGUUAUGGAUUGUAGUGCUUUCACAAUACACACAAAGAUUUCUACUCUCACAGAAACAUUACUGUUUAAUUAUUUUAAAAGUUAAACAUUUAAUAUUUUUAUAGUUAUUUUUCAGAGUAUCUCGUGUUAGCCUAUCUUUGGAUUUUAUAAAUUUGAUUUUAUAAAUUACCUUUUGAGUUGCUGUCCUGAGUUUCAUAAAAGGUACAAUGAAUAUUUGCUUGGAAUCGUGACAGAAUUUCUAAUGACUUUUGAAAUGGCUCUAGACAUACUCCUAAUAUUUUCUAUUAUUGCAUAUUUGUGCUACAUUUUAUAUAAAGCAACAUUCUAGGCAUUGACAAUCAUAAAAUAUUGAUAAACUCUGGAAACCUUUGAAGAUGCUCUAUAUCUUGAAAUAUCGACUAUUCAGUGAAGAAUUAAUUCUUUGUGCAGAAAUGAAUAGUGCCACCCAUCCCAUUAGUUUAAAGGUUUACAAUCAUCUUUAGUAAAUGACAAAAUUAUAUGUAUACUAUAGAACUAUUUAAAAUAGAUUUCUUUAUGGUUUAUUAUAUUAGCAAUUGUUUUAUUUGUGUGCCUAUUUCAUAUACCUUCAUACCCAGGACUCCAUAAAAUUUUUGGGGGGCUGAGCAGGGGCCAUAAACAGAAAAGGUUUGAAAAUACUGUUCCAACCCACAGUUAACCAUGCUGUGCCUCAGAUUAAUGGUGGUUUUCUUUAAUUUCUUUUAGAAUUGAUAUAGUAAUUUCUGAGCAAGCAUCUUGUGAGUUUUUAUUGUUUGGUCAUAGGUGCUUGAUACUUUCUCAAGUUACAAGAAAUGGCAUUUCAAAUUUUCCUUUUCAUAAUUUCUGAUACUAGUAUAGAGAAAUAUAAUUUGGUUUUAUAAUAUUGACUUUAUAGCUAGUGAGUAUGUUAAAUUAAUUUAUUAAUUGUAAUAUUUGAUAUGGGCAUUCUUGACAUUUUUUACAAAUACUUUAUUGCAUUUCUUUUUUAAGUUGGGAAAUCUUGUUCCAAAUACCUGAAAAAAUGUAUGUCUUAGUCAGUCUUCUAUUGCUGUGAAGAGAUACCAUGACCAUGGCAAUUCUUUUAAAGGGAAGCAUUUAAUUAGGGUUUGCUUAAGGUUUUAGAGGUUCAUUAUCAGAAUGGUGGGAAGCAUAGCAGCACACAGACAGACAUGAUGCUGGAGGAGCUGAGAGUUCUAUAUCCAGAUCCCCAGGCAGCAGGAAGAGAGAGCCACUGGACCCAGUUUAGGCUUUUGAAAACCCAAAGCCCACAUCCAGAGACACGCUUCCUCCAGCAAGGCCACACCUCCUAUUCCCUGUCUAGUAGUGCCACUCCCUAACAACCAAGCACCAAGCAAGCACACACACACACACACACACACACACACACACACACACACACACACACACAAAACCACACACAAUUCCACAUAUAUGGAAUAGCUUUCUCUGCUAUUUUAAAAUCUGUACUAAAUGAUGCCAGGACUUUCCUAAUUUGAUUUCUCACUAUUUUAAUAUUUUACUUGGCACUGCAUUUUUUUCAUAUGCUAUAUUUUUCUUUCAUGUAUUAGGUAUUUUCUGUUUCAUUCUGUUUUGGAUCAUUAUAUUCUAUUCAAUUUGUGACCUAUUCAGUUGUCCGUAUCAUACUGUUCAAGUAUGAGUCUCAUUCCCUAUUUCAUUCUAUUUUGCACUUACUCUCCAUUUCAUUGCAUUCUACUUUCUAUUUCAGACCCACUUGCCAUUCCCCCUUAUUUAACACACCAAAUACCAGUCUAUUUUUAUAUUCCAGUCCAGUUGCUCAUCCAUUCUGUUAAGUGUCCCAUUUGCUUUUGCUAAAAUUAUAAAUGUGCACAGGCUUAUACAAGAAUGUCUUCCUCUGAGAAGUAAUCCACAAUAAAGACACAUUUGACUGGGCAAUCUUCAAUGAGCACACUAAUGUGUGUCUCACAUUGAUGUGAAAAAAUAGAAAGAGCAUAAAUAUUGGUCAGUACAAGAAUGUUUGAAAACAUAUGUUUCCUCCCCAAAAGGAGGGUGUGUUAGUUGCAAAACAGUUUUGUGGGUACUUUGUUGUUUUGAGAUAGGGUCUCAGCUUGCAGCCCAGGGUGACCUUUGAAUUGAAAUCCUGCUCUCACCCUUCCCUAGUGAUACAAUCACAGGUGUGAGAUACCACACCUGUCUCCUUGUCAGUAUGUAUUCAUUGACAUGAAAAAUGUAUUUUCUGGACCCCUCCAAACAAGUUACAAAAUAGUACUUCUGCUUGAAUCAUUCUAUUUUCCUAAAACUAGGAAAUAUGGAUGGAUGGCCAUUUUAUGAAGAUAUAAUUUAACUUUCCCAGUAUUUGACUGUAGGCAUGAGAAAAUUUAGUUGCAGCUUUUUUUGGGGUUUUUUUUGUUUUAUUUUUUUCAAGACAGGGUUUCUUUGUAUAACCCUGGCUGCCCUGUAACUAGCUCUGUAGCCCAGGCUGGCCUUGAACUCACAGAGAUAUGCCUGCCUCUGCCUCCUGAGUGCUAGGAUUAAAGGCUUUCACCUGGUUGCUGAUUUUGGUAGAUUUGCUUUUCUGUUUGAGGAUACCCAAAACAACAGCCCUUUUUUUUAUAAUCAAAAAUGUGUGUAAGUAUUAAAUUUAAAAGGUCUGUGCCGACAGUAAAGUAGAAAAAAAAAAAACCUAGAAGAUGAGCCCGAGUCAAUUAAUUCAUCAGCUGAAUCUUAAGCAGCCUGGCCUGUGUUUCAGGGCAAGACAGGGGGAAGUGGUGUACUGGAAAAUUGUAAAGCCAGUCUGGUGUUUGGGACCUGACAUUCCUUGCUGAACAUUUCAAACCCAAGAUAAUGUGGACGUCAUCAUCCCCCUUGAAAUCCUUAGGCCCCUCAGCAAACUUAAAACCCUAGCCAGGUCACCUGGUGGCUUAAAGGAAAGCAGUGAGUCAUGCAUGGCCUAGGAGAUAGAGCUUAUUGGUCAGUGUGUAGGAAAUUGUUAAAGUGAUCCCAAGACCGACUCACUCGUUUGAGGUGUUGCAUAUAAUUCAUGUAGAUGUUCCCACCCCAAACAUUCUCAGGCCGGGGUGGGGACCUUGUGAAAUUUAGACUUUUGACUCCUGAAAGCGUGAUUGGGGGAGACGGGGGCUAAGAGCACACCAGAAACCACUAGAAGCUACCCUGGCCUCCAGUGUCCUAGUAGGGGACAGGUGAAGGGCGGUUCAACCCAAGUUAAAUUUGCAUAACGUACAGGUAGCCAAUCAGAGGCUAGAAUUGAGCUAGCUCCACCCACUGGCCUCCUCUCGCAGCUCUAAGUCUACCUUGCUUCCUAACUAGCUGAGCAGAAGCCUUCUUUCUGAUUGAGUGAGGCAGGAGGCAGGAAACCCUUUCUCGUGGUCAAGAAGCUGGUAAGCCCAUUGAUUUGGCCACCUAGUCACCCUCAGCGAAGGAGAGGCACCACUAGGGCUACGUGUCAGGGUAGCCUAGGCCACCUAGGAACACCUGGGAUUCCUGCAGUAAAGAGCCUGUUGCCUCAGGGCUAGAGGUGGUGCCUCUGUGACAGACAGACGACAUUCUCAGCCUCGCAGCCAAAAUGUCGACUGGUAAGAAUCCGGGGACACCUCGUGGACCUCGUGGGCCUGAGCCUGAGAAUCGGCGCGGCAACCUCCAGGGUGGCUGUGAUCCUGACAGCCCAGGGACAGAACUUCGACCUGUAAGGCCCAGGACAAGGAGCCAGGGAGGGGUGGACCAGUCCUCAGAAGCGGUCACCCCCAGCAGGAACCAGCAGCAAGGUAGUCGGGGUGAGCAGCCCAGCCGAGGAGAUCUAGCUACUGGAUGUUCAGGUGAGCUUCAGCUUCUGGAAGCUACAGGGUGGCCUUCUACGUCUCAGCCAUCCUAUUUUCUGAACUUUCACCAUUUUGAACUUCCUGUACAGAGCCAGGAAUUCCUAGGCCCUGCCCUCAGGAGCACCGCCACCAUGUCACAUCAUGUGGCUACUCCGGCUCCUAGGGCCAGCAGCCAAGCUUUUCUGCCUGUCUUUGGUCGUCAACAGACUGAUAUAAUACAGUUCAGCUUUGAUAGCAGCGGCCCCUUCAUUCCUGUUGGCCAGGGUUUCCAUGAACAGGCCACUGUGCAGGUUCCUGAUUUCUGUGCAUUUUUCACCCCUAAUCCCAUAGGCGACAUUGGAGGCAGGGUUCUCCGCUCACAUGCCGCUGCAUCUGGUCAUCGCAGCAGUGCCUCGGAGGUUAGCCCUGAAGUUGGCCUCGCUGGCCACAGAGGCCGAAAUUUACGCCGUCGAGCCACUUCACCGGACAGCGCUGCUCUGGGGAACGUUCCUGAUACUACGAGCACCCCUGCAACACCACGCAGAGGCCGCGGUGCGUCCAGAUCCAGCCGCGGUGCGUCCAGAUCCAGCCGUGGUGCGUCCAGGUCCAGCCGCAGUGCGUCCAGGUCCAGCCGCAGCCAGCCGCAGCCAGGAGCAAACCCUUCCACCUCUGGGAAUGAAUUUCUGAAGAGAACCCUACCGGCAACCUCGAGCUCUCCUUCAAGGCGCCCAGUCCGUAUGCGGGCCUCUUCCCCUUCCCCUCCUCGUUGGCCAUAUCCUUACCGUAGUCAGCAUGAAAGUUCCGACUCUUCCUCCUCCUCCUCCUCAUUAUCUCUUGACUCAUCCAGUGAUUCAAGUGCCCCCUCUUCCCCAUGCAAGUAGGUCACUUGACCGAAACUCCUGCUCCUGUCCAUUUAGUACCAUGAGCUCUAUCUACCUCUGUGCCUAGCCGCGGUACUCUUUGGUGUGCCUUGAUUCCUGACCUGGAUAACCUGGAUUCUUCCACUUUUGGAGAGUUACAGGAAAAAGCAAAGAAUCCCCUUCACUCUCCAUAGGAGGAAGU